AAGAUACUUUCGGCUCAAAUUUGUUGGCUGAGAAUUUCAAGUUUGCGCAAUGCUUUCUCGCCUGGCUGUGGUGUUGGCAGUUGCCAGCCCCCUACUUUCUCGUGCUGCCCGAGUGGCUGCUGAUAAGCAUGACGACAAGAAGGUUGAGGAGGAUCCCUUCGGCGACAUGCUGCCGCCCAUGGGUGGAAACCCAGUGGUUUGGUCGGCCUCCCACGGCCCGCCGGCAACAGUCAGCGGUGUGGCAGAGACCCCUGCAGUGGUCAUGGAGGAGGAGCGGAUCUUGGCGUCGGAGUCGCUGGUGGAUGAGCAGGUGGAGCUGAACCAGGAGGAGCGAAUGGAGGUGGAAUGUGUUGGCAUGGAGCACUUGCGAGAAGUUACCGACUACCAGAGAGAGCAGACGGAGGCCGAGACAGAGAUGAGGAACAUCCGCGCCUUCACACCCACAGAGGCGGAGCACAAGUGCAUGCCGCUGCACCUUCGCAACAAGAAGCUGCCAGGCCGACUCUUUUCGGACCGCGUCCGCUAUGCAAACUGCCCGCCAUUCCCCGAGCGGCUUGGAGAGAUCGUGGUUGAGGCAGUGCACCACACAGAGAACGCUGGCAAGCAACAGCAUGUGGUUCUUGAGCUGGUUGGCUGCACCAGUUGCGAGAACGACCAGACCGGCGAUGUGGAGUGGGGCGGACUAUUGGGCAUCGAUGAGACGGGCAACUACCGCGAUAUGUACCGAAGAAGCCGCUCCAUUACUGACAACUUCGGAAGCGCUCAUGCGGGCCUGGAGGGCCGAGUGCCGAUUGUGGAGACGCCGGUGAACCCGCGCGGCCGCACCAGCUAUCCCCGCACUUUUUCGACUGAGCAGACUCCCAGAGCGGACCAGAAGUAUGUGAAGAUCUACAAGUACAAGUACAGCUCCUUCAAGUUCGAUGCGUCCAUUCUGAAUGAGGUGGUGACCAUGGCCGGGGAGGCCGCGGGCAACCACUCCACGGUGGACGGCGCCUUUGUACACGCCCAUGAGGCGGAGGAGCUGAAGAUCCUCAAGGAGCUUCGGGAGCAGGAGAAGCGCAUCCCCUUCAACCACAAGCUGGAGCAGAUUCACAUGCAUAUCUACGUGUGCGACGAGUCCGGCCAGGGUCUUGCUUGCCCGGCGCAGCCCACAGAGACGCUGCUGGUCCACGACGCAGCCCUUGCCUUUGAUAGCUCCAAGACCUCCACCUUCGACGAGCUGGGCAAGCACUCUGGAAUGUGCACCUACGGUCCGUGCAUGACACAUUCAGGCAUGCGAAUGGGCAAGGAGAACCACGUCAUGACAUGGACCAUGUGCACGGGAUGCACGGAAGCGAGAUGCGGCUCCGCGAGCCGCGCGUCUCCGCGAUCAAGUGACCCCGCGCCCAGUGGGGAGUUCAACUGUCUGGUGGAGCGUGCUUACACCUCCACUGGGCACGUGGACUUGAUGUCCCGUAAGCCGGGCACCGGCGGCACGGAGGGCUCAGGCUUCCUCUUCCGAGGACGCGCCUCCAAGGGCCACGUGACCGGGCACAUCAACUGGCACCUUUCGGUGCCCCGAGCCGGACAUUGCGAGCCUUUCUUGCAAGACGUGGCGUAUGUGGGCAUCGGCGUGGAUGAGUGCGACAAGUGCCCCAACGGGGAGGUGGACGUGGACAUCGGCAUGGUGUUGCUGAACUGCCCUGAUGGCAACACCAAAGGCCUAGGCGGCGCGAUCCCCUCCCAAUGCAAAUAUGUGGACCACCAGAAUUUUGCGCACAAGACGAGCGGAUCCUCGAAUUACGCGAUCUCAGAAGAUGACCGCUCCGGUGAAGGGGAGGGCGACGAUGAAUGGGCCUACCUGAACUUGGCCAAGCUCAGACAGACCGGCGUGAGCCACGUGCUGAUCGUGGCCAACAUCUACGGCUGUGCCAAAAACCACCCGCCAAGCUCUGAAAUCGGCUGGCAGGACCUAGAGGGCGCCUUCAUGCGCGUGACCGGCUCCAGCGCGCACUCCAAGUCCUUUGAGAACGCGGAGACCAUCGGCUACGUGGACCUCGACGGCAUGCAGGGCACCGCCAGGAACGGUGCAGGCCUGGUGAUGUUCUACCUGGCAAAGGAUGAAACGUUGGCAGCGCCCUCUGAGAUCACCCGCACGGACGGUGCUGGCGGCAGUGGCAAGCACUGGAAGAUGGUGGUGGUGAAAAAACCCUAUUCGGGUUCGGUGUUGGAGAGCAGCAGUGCGCUCGCAGCCUUCGGCAUGAGCAGCAUCCGCAAUAUCGAGAAUGGAGUUUCUGAAGCGGCGGCGGACAUGAGUCUGCCCAACGCCUUGGCCACAGAACAGACGCGCCCCAGUGAGACCGCCACGGUGAUGGAGCUGGGCCCCGUGAUCACAGACGCCGAGACGGCGAGCAAUGAGGUCCACUUGAGUGGCGAGAGCAGCGCGGAGAGGAAGGCCAAGGAGAUGAACAACCAGGCGCUUUGGGACAACCUGGCGGCUACGUUGCCUGAGGGGCCUCCGGGCACCGAUGCCUUCUGCGUGCCGGGCCUAUCGGAGCGCCUCAUGUGACGCGCGGAGAGCCCAUGCCACUUUUGCCGGCGGCACUCGGAUUCGGUUCUCAAGCCGGUCAUACCGGACCCCCAGAACUUGGCC
Effrenium voratum is the source of this 2632-nucleotide messenger RNA. The record is from the annotation of a GenBank genome assembly. Lineage: Eukaryota; Dinophyceae; Suessiales; Symbiodiniaceae.